This is a messenger RNA of Oryzias melastigma (Indian medaka), 3562 nucleotides long. It is a transcript of the gene col9a3, whose product is annotated as collagen, type IX, alpha 3. The record is from RefSeq and is a predicted model, not a curated record. Lineage: Eukaryota; Metazoa; Chordata; Actinopteri; Beloniformes; Adrianichthyidae. The transcript has 32 exons. The coding region runs from base 277 to 2310 and encodes 677 amino acids.
AGAGGGUUUGCUUUUUUGGUGGACCCUCCUCCCCUCCAGCACCCCCCACCCCAGCACCCCCGCGUGCCCAGUGUGAGGCUGAGCUCGGCCCCUUCAGCUGGAGGUUCGGGUUUAUGUGGGAGCGCGGAGGACAGCCAUUCGGGUGAAGGAAAGCUCCGCCGGUAGGACGCGUAAAAGCAGGAGGGGGAGGCAGCAGCAGCAGCGAGACCGGAGCAGGAACCGGACAUUUGACCUCCGUGGGUGCGCGCUCGGGCUUUGAGAGGACGAGAAGAGAGCAUGAGGGUGUUCUCUGCUGUUGGGGCGCUCUUGCUGUGCCAGCUUUUGGCAUCCUCCACAGCCCAGAGGCCAGGCCCCAGAGGACCCAAGGGGCUGCAAGGACCCUCAGGGUCACCAGGAAGAGAUGGCACAGAUGGGAAACCAGGACCUCCAGGAUUCCCAGGGAAACCUGGUCCCAAAGGAAAAGCAGGAAUACCAGGUGUACCAGGAAAACCAGGACUGCCAGGACUUCCAGGGAUCGAUGGUUUAACCGGACCCGAUGGUCCUCCUGGAAGAGAUGGACCCCCAGGGGAGCAGGGUGAAUCGGGGCCUCCUGGUCCACCUGGACCUCCUGGCAGAGGGAGACCAGGAGCUCCAGGACUGCCAGGGACCAAUGGGUUCCCGGGGGCAGUUGGGCCCCAGGGUUCAGCGGGUCCCGAGGGUCUUCCAGGACUUCCUGGACCUCCUGGUCCUGAUGGGCCUCCAGGGCUUCCGGGAAGUCUUCAGGAUCUCAAUGGUGAUCUUUUGUGUCCUGCAAUUUGCCCCCCUGGACCCCCUGGUCCUCCUGGGAUGCCAGGCUUUAAAGGACACACUGGGCACAAAGGAGACAAGGGAGAGCAGGGGAAAGAUGGAGAAAAGGGAGACCAAGGUCCACCGGGACCACCAGGUAUUCCCGGCACUGUGGGUCUACAGGGCCCACGUGGUCUGAGGGGUUUACAAGGACCAAUUGGACCAGGAGGAGACAGAGGUUUCCCAGGUUUCAGGGGCAAGCCUGGCAUAGCCGGUGUCAUCGGGAAGACAGGUGAUCCUGGGGAAAGAGGGCCACAGGGAUUUAAAGGACCCAAAGGAGAAGUGGGGAAAAUUGGCCCCAAAGGCGGUCCUGGUGGACCAGGACCCAAAGGGGACCCUGGAAUGCCAGGAAGAGAUGGGAAGGAUGGAACUCAAGGGAUGGAUGGCGAGAAGGGGGAUGCUGGACGCCAUGGAACCGUUGGAGAAAAAGGGCCAAAUGGACUUCCUGGUCUGGCAGGAAAAGUUGGGGCAAAGGGCUCAAAAGGAGAAGUUGGGGAUCCAGGGAAACCUGGAGAAACAGGACCCUCUGGAGAGCCAGGUCUUCCUGGGGACAUUGGCAUCCCAGGAGAGAGGGGGAUUGCAGGUCCCAGAGGAGUGGCAGGAGGAAUUGGACCAGCUGGAAACCCUGGACCUUUGGGAGUGAAAGGCUUUCAGGGAAUCAAAGGAGCUUUGGGUGAUCCAGGACUUCCAGGACCAACAGGGAUUCGUGGAGAGUUUGGUGACAGGGGCCCGGUGGGGGCUUCUGGAGCGAAGGGAGACAUGGGCGUGGCAGGAAGUGAUGGGUUACCAGGAGAGAACGGGGAGCCUGGAACUUUCGGGCCAGUUGGACAAAAAGGAGAGUCAGGGAAACGAGGUGAACUGGGGCCGAAGGGUGUGACGGGGCCACAAGGAGAACUCGGCGCACGAGGGCCUCCGGGAAAGCAAGGGCCAAUUGGUUUCCAAGGUGAACAGGGGGUGCCUGGACUUCCAGGAAAGAGAGGUGUACCUGGGAAACUGGCGAGUGAGCAGCACAUCAGAGAGCUGUGCGGUUCCAUGAUUGACGAUCAGAUAGCACAGUUGGCUGCCAACCUGCGGCGACCCCUGGCACCUGGGAUGGUGGGACGCCCCGGCCCUGCCGGCUCGCCUGGAGAGCCUGGUUCUGGCGGCUCUAUUGGGCAUCCAGGUCCUCGUGGACCACCGGGGUACAGAGGCCUGCCAGGAGAACUUGGAGAUCCAGGCCCCAGAGGUGAUGUGGGAGAUCAAGGUGACAAGGGUUCAGUCGGUAAAGCCGUUGAUGGACCAUCUGGAGACCAAGGACACCAAGGUCAACCAGGAGUACCUGGAAUUGUCAAAGACGGGCGUGAUGGAUCUCCAGGAGAUCCAGGUGAGCCCGGAGAGCCGGGCAGAGUAGGAAGGACAGGACACCAGGGACCUCCUGGGAUCUGUGAUACAUCAGCCUGCCAGGGAGCAUCAGUGGCUGGAAAAUCUUCCAACCCCAAAAACUAAACAAAAAAACUUCCUACAGCAUAAAAUCCUCCACUACGACGAGGGAGGAUAAAAAACGAGGAAGAGACUGGUUCUUAAAAACGUUUCUUUAUUUGAAAUACAAGCGUCACAAGAUGGCGAGAGUAACAUCAGAUAUUUGGAGAAGAACGGAGGGUCACCAAGGCGAGGGUGAUAAGAAACAGAACAAAGACCCCGCGUGACACCCAGGAAGAAAGCAGGCAGAGACAUGGAAGAGUGCAGGAGAACAACAAUCCAAACAUCACCACGCAGACGUGCAAACUGGAACAAUCGCUUUGUGUAUAAAAACUUUGUACAUGUCGUCCAGCGCCACAUCGACAUCAAUAACCACGCUCCAAACACCCGUGACUGUCUGAUGUCGAUGUGCUCUUAUCAUGGCCCAUUGUGUAAAUCCCAGCUGUUACCUCAACUAACAAGCUUAUUGUGUAAAAUAUGGACGUUUUUUUUAGUAACUUGUUUUCUGCCAAAAUGUUUUGAAUCACAUGUGAAGAUUAAGAAUCAAAACCAGGAUUAAAAAUUGUCAAUGCAUAAAUUAGAAAUGUGAAAUAAACAUCAUUUAAGAGGCUUAGGGGCUUUUUUUUUAGUUUUUACAAGUUCAUUUUUCUCCUAUCUGCAAUGACCACGUCCACUAUAUCCCACCGGUGCUGUAACUAUUAAAUAUACAUUUACUUUAAUUCUAUUUAUUGUUUGUGGGUGACUUGUAUGUACAGUAAGAUGCUACGGCGACGUUGUUGUAAGAAAGACCAAAUAAAGCCACUUUUCAUUCAAAUAUUACUCUUUUCUACACGUCAAAAGAAAACAGCACACUUCAGAUACAUUAGACAAGCUUUAAAAGAACUUAUUUUAAGUCAAACUUUUUAGUAUUUUAGUACAUUUUUAAAAGAAACAAACUUUUUGUUUUAAAAAACUUAAGUAAACAUUUUUGCUCCAUUAAACCAGUUCAUCCUUUUUCAACUGGAUAAAAACAAGAUUUUAACAUGGAGUUUAGAAAGUGAACAGGUUCAGACAUUUCAAGAGUAAACCCCCUCCCCGAUAACACCAGCAAAGACAAAUCAAUAAAAUGUAACAUUUUUAUGGAUUAAAAAAAAAAAAAAGUUUAUUGUUCAGCAGCGAGGGAGGUGUCAAGAGCCUCAUUCACCUCCUGCUGGAUUGGGUGCUGGUCUGGAGAGGAGCUGGACUUCAGAGAGAUUUCAUUUUUAUGGGCAAAGAGCUUCACAAACUCCUGAGGACAAAA